AUGUCCAUCAAAGAAAUAUCAAUGCUCUCUAUAGAUAAAAUUGAUGAGUCGAUUGAGUCUAAUAUAUAUUUUGAAAUCGAGGCUAUUGUUAACCAUUAUACUGAGACGAAUGGUGCUAUUCGAUAUCUACUCAAAUGGAAGGGUUUUAGCGAAGAAGAAAAUAGUUGGGUUGAUGAGGAAGACAUACUUUAUUGGUCAAAGAAGAACAAUGUUAAACGUAAGAGAUACCUUCCUAAAAAAGGCGUUAUUAAGACUAAUAGAGAUCGUAGAUCAUCUCGCAAAGCGAAAAAUAAUUUUGAUAAUCAAGAAUCUGAUUCAAGCACCAUUCAAGAAAUUCAAGAAGCCGACGUCUCGAAUGAUAAGGAUACCACCGGGAAUAGUGAUAAUAUUAAUGGAAGCGGUGAAAGUUACGUUUCAAAACUAUUACAAAGUGAUAAUGAAGUAAACGAAAGAACAUACCAUUAUUUUGCUUUUGAUAAUUGGGAAAACUAUGCAACUAUUUUGAAUGUUGUACGUAAUGAUAGCAGAAUUUUUGUUCAUAUACAAUGGCCUGAUGGAACAGAAAAUCAUGUUAUCUCAAGCGAAGUAUACCAAAGAUGUCCAUUAAAGGUGUGA
Messenger RNA from Funneliformis geosporum, 615 nucleotides. The record is from the annotation of a GenBank genome assembly. Lineage: Eukaryota; Fungi; Glomeromycota; Glomeromycetes; Glomerales; Glomeraceae.